Messenger RNA from Ostertagia ostertagi, 981 nucleotides. Lineage: Eukaryota; Metazoa; Nematoda; Chromadorea; Rhabditida; Trichostrongylidae. The record is from the annotation of a GenBank genome assembly.
AUGGAAGAAUACAUUGAAAGUUAUUGCUGGAUACAAAACACCUACUGGGUACCGAUGUACGAGAAUAUUCCGGACGAUCACACGGCUCGAGAAGAGAAACAAAUCGGUUACUAUCAAUGGGUGCCGUUCAUACUGAUCGCUGAAGCCCUUAUGUUCUCCUUGCCAUGCAUUUUUUGGCGUCUUCUAUCGUGGCAAUCCGGACUGAAUAUUCAGCACCUCAUAAACGCCGCGUGCGACACACAAGCUGUAGUCGAUCCGUCGGAGCGUCAGAAGGCGAUCGACGCGCUUGCAUCGUGCUUCGUUGACAAUCUGGAUCUGCAAGCGCCGAAUGGUGAAUUGCCUUUGCGAAGCAUGAUGGGGCGAUUGAAGUGCAAAAGGUGGGAUUUAUGUUUAUACACGUUAUCCUCCCAGGUUUUUCCAACUACUCUUACCAAGAGAAAAAGUAAAGAAAGUGGAGGUUAUCUUCUGAAUGUCGGGCAUGUAUACUGUCCAAUGUGCUCUGCUCAUAAACAUUAUCAACGAGAAAGUAUUUGCUUUUCUAUGGUGCUGGUAUCUGCUGUUGGUCAUCAUUACAACGGAAAUCCCGUCGAACGUGUCUACUCGGUGAUCCCCUUCGCACCGCAUCUGCUUGAUCGAUUCGUUCUUCAGUUUCUCAAGUCCGAUGGGGUGUUUAUUUUGCGAAUGAUGGCCAAUCACGCCGGUGAUAUUGUGGUGGUUCAUGUGCUGAGAGCGCUUUGGCAAGAGUUUCGUGAGCGGAAUUGGCGUGAAUUUCGAGGAAUUCGAAGAACUCAAAGAUCAGCACUUCCGACAUCUUCCCAAGGCAGCGAUGGUUGUCGGGACCCCGUCAAAUCAACAAGCUCGAGUCGUCACUAUAAGCAAUCCAGUGUCCACCAUCAUGAACGAUUCAAUGAACAGCGAGAAGGGCUAUCUUUGACUGCCGUUGGUCGACGAUAUCCUUUCCUUUCGUGCCAUGUGCCUUGA